Parnassius apollo (apollo) is the source of this 1650-nucleotide messenger RNA. The record is from the annotation of a GenBank genome assembly. Lineage: Eukaryota; Metazoa; Arthropoda; Insecta; Lepidoptera; Papilionidae.
AUGGAAGUUAUAAAAGAAAUACCUGAAUUAAACUCAUCUAUUGAUCAAGUAAAAAACAAUGUUGUUAUCGAAGAAACUGUAGAAUGCAUACGACAGGAUGUGUGUCACAAAUCGAACGGUGUCGUCGAUAUGCGUAAAGCUGGACUGGCUGAAGACGACAAUAUAAUAACAGAAAUGAAGUUUCUAAUACACAAUCAUCAUCAGUUGAAGUUAAUAAAAAAAACAUCGGCAUUACAAUUAAGUAACAAAAUAGCAGUUCAAGUAAAACAUACAGAUUUAUCCUAUAAAGAUAAAAGCAGGUUUAAGACCGAAAUACUAGUUGAAAAAAAUGAUCAUGAUAUUAAUGAAAAUGACUUAAAUGAGACAAAUUCUUAUGAACAUGCUACUUUUAAUAUUUUGAGUAAAUUGGGGCAAAGUGUGGAACUAAAUGAAGCCUUAAGAUCAUCCGAUGUCAACGAUCAUGUGGAAGAUAAAAGCAGGUUUAAGACCGAAAUACUAGUUGAAAAAAAUGAUCAUGAUAUUAAUGAAAAUGACUUAAAUGAGACAAAUUUUUAUGAACAUGCUACUUAUAAUAUUUUGAGUAAAUUGGGGCAAAGUGUAGAACUAAAUGAAGCCUUAAGAUCAUCCGAUGUCAACGAUCAUGUGGAAGAUAAAAGCAGGUUUAAGACCGAAAUACUAGUUGAAAAAAAUGAUCAUGAUAUUAAUGAAAAUGACUUAAAUGAGACAAAUUCUUAUGAACAUGCUACUUAUAAUAUUUUGAGUAAAUUGGGGCAAAGUAUAGAACUAAAUGAAGCCUUAAGAUCAUCCGAUGUCAACGAUCAUGUGGAAGAAGUUUCUAAUACACAAUCAUCAUCAGUUGAAGUUAAUAACAAAAAAACAUCGGCAUUACAAUUAAGUAACAAAAUAGCAGUUCAAGUAAAACAUACAGAUUUAUCCUAUAAAGAUAAAAGCAGGUUUAAGACCGAAAUACUAGUUGAAAAAAAUGAUCAUGAUAUUAAUGAAAAUGACUUAAAUGAGAAAAAUUUUUCUGAACAUGCUACUUAUAAUAUUUUGAGUAAAUUGGGGCAAAGUAUAGAACUAAAUGAAGCCUUAAGAUCAUCCGAUGUCAACGAUCAUGUGGAAGUAAAAAACAGUGUUGUUAUCGAAGAAACUGUAGAAUGCAUACGACAGGAUGUGUGUCACAAAUCGAACGGUGUCGUCGAUAUGCGUAAAGCUGGACUGGCUGAAGACGACAAUAUAAUAACAGAAAUGAAGUUUCUAAUACACAAUCAUCAUCAGUUGAAGUUAAUAACAAAAAACAUCGGCAUUACACAAUUAAGUAACAAAAUAGCAGUUGAAGUAAACCAUACAGAUUUAUCCUAUAAAGAUAAAAGCAGGUUUAAGACUGAAAUACUAGUUGAAAAAAAUGAUAAUGAUAUUAAUGAAAAUGACUUAAAUGAGAAAAAUUUUUCUGAACAUGCUACUUAUAAUAUUUUGAGUAAAUUGGGGCAAAGUAUAGAACUAAAUGAAGCCUUAAGAUCAUCCGAUGUCAACGAUCAUGUGGAAGGUAACAAUUAUACUGGGCGGCAAGAAGUCUUUAAAAAAGAGGAACUGCUAGAUAUUUUGCAAGGAAAGAAUGUAGAAUCUUCUGACAAAGAAGUAGUUGAAUAA